Mesorhabditis spiculigera is the source of this 1809-nucleotide messenger RNA. The record is from the annotation of a GenBank genome assembly. NCBI's taxonomy places the organism in Eukaryota, Metazoa, Nematoda, Chromadorea, Rhabditida, Rhabditidae.
AUGGUGGACGUCUCGGUGUCGCCGAACGAUGCGCCGAUAUUUGUCAGGGAUCUCACCUCAAAAAGCCUAAAAUAUAUCGUCGCCAUCAAUGAUUUGGAUCAAGCCAUCCAAAACGAACGAUCCGUCUCGGCAUUUCAGCAUCCCGUUGAGGGAUUUUCUUACGAUAAAUACAAUUCCCUCUCCGAUAUCCACGACGAAUUGAAGCGCCUAAAGAAAGAGCACCCCGACCUGGUCACCCUAAUCGAUAUCGGCGCCUCACACGAAAACCGAACACUCCUCGUCAUCAAGAUCAAAGGCCGCCAGAACGUCAUCGGGGAGAAGCCGGCUUUCUGGAUUGAUGCUGGUAUCCACGCACGCGAAUGGAUCGCCCCAGCCACCGCCAUGUAUACUGUAAGGCAACUGGUCGAGGGAUACGAUACCGACCCACAGAUCCACACCCUGAUGGACUCGGUCGAUUUCUACAUUCUGCCGGUGAUGAAUCCCGAUGGAUACGAGUACUCCAGGCUUACGAAUCGUAUGUGGAGGAAGAACCGUCGGCCGGCCAGCUGUAAACGGAAUCAUUUCCACACGAUAUGCUGUGCCGGAGUGGAUUUGAAUCGGAAUUUCGAUUGGUUCUUUGGAUCCCGCGGUACCUCAAACGACCCUUGCCACGAGACAUAUCACGGCCCCAACGCUUUCUCAGAGCCCGAAUCGGCGGCUGUACGGGAUUUCCUGGAAGCGCACAAGCCAAAGGCCUUCAUCACCCUGCAUUCCUAUUCUCAAAUGUGGCUGAUUCCAUUCGGACAUCGCAAGAGAAGCUACCCACAGGAUUACAACACUGCCCUCCGUCCCCUGGCCCUCCGUGCGACAAAAGCCCUGUAUGAGCUGUAUGGUACAAAGUAUCAAGUCGGAACUGGGGCCGAUCUCAUGUACGAGGCCGCCGGUGGAUCGCACGAUUGGGCAAAGGGAAGCCUUAAGACCCCAUACGCGUACCUAAUCGAGCUGCGUCCAAAGAAUACAAUGUUCGGCAAUGGAUUCCUCCUGCCAGAACGAGAGAUCCCCUCGACAGGAUUGGAGACCUGGGAGGCAAUUCGAGUGGUUGCCGAUGAGAUUGUCGGCCAAUUUGUCCAACCGGCCAUCCGGAAUCGAGUCAUUGCCACCUCAUCAUCCACUACAGCGACCUUUACUUCCACUGCGGGGCCCUCCGUCUCGGCAGAGCGCCGCGGCUACAAAAUCGUCGAGACGACAGCCGUACCGCCAAGCCCCGCCCCCUCCACCCAGGCCACGCCCACAACUACCAUACUGCCGCAAACGGACAAGUGGACACGAUGGAGGCCGACGACGACGAUGAGAACGGCCGAGACUAGCAAAUCGGCAAAUACGCUAUUUCCCACCACAAACUACGGUAGCCAGUACGACCAGAAACGGGCCGACAUUUGCCACGCCGACGACGACGGCUGGGACCACAACCGCCAGGCUAGAACGGACGACAGCGACGGCAAGCAGUGCGACAACUACAGUAACCCCGCCCACAACGACAACCACUACGACUACAGUACCCCCAACGACUCAAGGGUACGCCUUCUCCGUGGCCGCGAGACGCCCACCUGGAAACUGGUGACGCCGAAGGUGAUUGGGCCCUCGAUUUCGGCGGAGGUUCGGGUCCCGAAGACGUCCACCACUUCACAGCCGGCCGUUGAAACCACGACAAAACUGUUGCAAUGCGUCGACUACGGCAGCUACUGCCAGCUGUGGGGAAUAUUGCAGCUGUGCGACAAGCGCUCCGUCCAGAAACUAUGCACAAAAACCUGUAACCCGAAAUGUCGUAUC